AUGAACGCCGAUAAGUUGAAGGAUUUUAAAAAGAGCUUGCGACCGAUUAAGUUGUCUUUUAACGACUCCGAUUCAAGUGUAAAGAUCGCUUUAAAAAGUGCGAAAUCCACUCGUGAACCACGGUUCACGGGCCAAAUCGGCAACUUUAAAGGAUCUUCUUUUCAGCCGGAAUCUUUAGACCGCGCAUUCGAUAAAGCUAUAAAAGCCUUAAAUGACUUGCCCGAAGACGAGGACGAUUUAACUAAUAGCUCCGGACCUUAUUUUAGCUUCGCUAACUUUCCGUCGGCUAAGUUUACACUUAUCAACGAUGCUAUUAACAAGCGCAAGAACGACACGCGCUCCUUUACCCUUAAGGAUGCUGCUGCUAGCACGUUAUCGUCCAAUGCUAGCCUUGCUAAAAGGAGAAGACCUUCUUAG
This is a messenger RNA of Drepanopeziza brunnea f. sp. 'multigermtubi' MB_m1, 417 nucleotides long. The record is from RefSeq and is a predicted model, not a curated record. NCBI's taxonomy places the organism in Eukaryota, Fungi, Ascomycota, Leotiomycetes, Helotiales, Drepanopezizaceae.